Molecule: messenger RNA, 567 nt
Organism: Dovyalis caffra
Lineage: Eukaryota; Viridiplantae; Streptophyta; Magnoliopsida; Malpighiales; Salicaceae
Source: the annotation of a GenBank genome assembly
AUGGAGAAGAUACUUGAACGCUACGAGAGAGAGUCUUAUGCUGAGAGACAACCAGUUGCAACUGAUUUCGAUUCACAGGGGAACUGGACCCUGGAGUAUAACAGGCUCAAGGCAAAGGUUGAACUUCUACAAAGAAACCGCGGGCACUAUUUGGGGGAAGAUCUGGAAUCCUUGAGUCUCAAAGAACUACAAAACUUAGAGCAACAGAUUGAUAACGCCCUUAAACACAUUCGGGCAAGAAAAAAUCAUCUAAUGUGUCAGUCAAUUUCUGAGCUGCAGCGAAAGGAGAAGGCAAUUCAAGAGCAAAAUAACAUAUUAGUGAAGCAGGUGGCUUUCCUUUAUUGUCCAAUGACUCGCAAAUUUCAGUUUCAUUCUUUCCAAUGUGCACUAUAUGCAUUUCAUCUUGCUCAGCAAAUCAAGGAGAAGGAGAAGGAGAAGGAGAAAGCACUGGCACAGCCGGCACUCUGGGAUCAGCAAAAUCAUGGCCCUGAUGCUUCCUCAUUCCUUUUACCACAGCCGCCACUGCCUUGCUUAAACAUCGGGUAUCCAUCUCUUGCACUGCUAUAG